Messenger RNA from Penicillium daleae, 1389 nucleotides. Its product is annotated as ATP-dependent DNA helicase. The record is from RefSeq and is a predicted model, not a curated record. Lineage: Eukaryota; Fungi; Ascomycota; Eurotiomycetes; Eurotiales; Aspergillaceae. The transcript has a single exon. Bases 1 to 1389 code for a protein of 462 amino acids.
AUGACACGGAAGGCCCCGUCGUUGAAUUUCCGGAUUGGCCAGACCGAAGUUCCACCGGCACAAUUCCGCUGGCAUGCCGAUGGAGAGACACUGGUGUGGUUGGAUGUGAUCUUCCACCUAUCAGACCUUCAUCGGAUCAUCUUUGAAGGGAUUGCGGAAGCUCGGCGGAUUUUUGACCAAGAGCUAUGCCUGAGUGGCCGGUCUAGCCCUGCGUGUGAUAUUCCUGGUCUGGACCUCGGACUCCUAGUCGAUAACUGGGAUGCUACCGCGCCGGGUCGGUCAUUCCUGACUGACUCACGGAACGCAUCCUAUUUCGACCCCCUUAAGGACUGGCUGGUCUCUCGGGUAGGCAAGACCCAGGCGUUGUUCCACACGCUCUGGUCGCAGACGGCAGCGGGUACGUGGGAGGUAUGCGCAGACGCCGUGCAACAGUAUGAGGAUGCGGUGCAGCGGUUCCUGCGCGCGCUUAUGGUCCCGUUUUUCCUUUGGUCUGGCCAGCAGGGACGUCGUACGGAGUUUAUUGCGCUCCGGUGGAGAAAUACUACCUGGAUCACGCGGGACCUAUUUCUCCUUGACGGGCAGAUGCUAUUUAUCCUCAGUUACCACAAGACCCGAAACCAAAAUAAUGCAUCUCGAUGGCCGGUUCGUUUCCUUCUCCCGCAGGUCGCUAAGCUCGUUACCCAGUACCUCGCUCUCGUUCAGCCAUUCCGAACGUUCCUCCAGCACGAGACACUAGGGUCUCGGCGCAUCUCUGACUACCUAUGGUCCCGGGGCCCUGAUCUGUUGGGAGCGGAUGGGAUGACUCGGGUCAUUGUUGAUGCAGGGAAACUCACAUUGGGGAAGCAUAUCCAUGUCCAGAGCUGGCGACAAAUCACGGUGGGUAUCGCACGACGGAAGUUCGCGAGGGCCGAGGCGAAUCUACUGAUCGAGGAUGGUGGAGAUGACGAGGAGGCAGAUCCUGCGCUCGGUAGUAUGUCGGACGGGCUCCACUGGCAGGCCGGCCAUCCCCCCUAUACCGGUAACCGUGUCUAUGGAGGAACGGUGAACUUUCGGGCCGGGUUAACGGGCACUGGACUCCAAGAGUUCCGACACGUUAGUCAGCUCUGGCACCGAUUCUUGCGCGAUCCGGUCCAUUUCCAGCCUGCACCAACCCAGCCACAUCAGGCAGUCGUACCCCGAACGCCGUGGGUCUGGGGAGAAUGGGAUCAGACUCCAGGUAGUCGUCCUAGCAUCACUCGGAACGAGGCGGCCAGUGGUAGGAGUGUGCCCGGCAGUAGUUCGAUUCGAGCAUCUAUUACUCCGAGUAAGCAACGCCGGGAUGAGGAGCUAGAGAGCCCGAUUGUACGGCGCAUCGCGCGACGGGAGGCGCCUGCUCGGACACGGCGGUGA